This is a messenger RNA of Peniophora sp. CBMAI 1063, 1524 nucleotides long. The record is from the annotation of a GenBank genome assembly. NCBI's taxonomy places the organism in Eukaryota, Fungi, Basidiomycota, Agaricomycetes, Russulales, Peniophoraceae.
AUGCAACUUUUACAGACUCCACCCGUGGCCGCCGCGCGCUUGAGUCCUUCUGCGACGGAGGUCAACCUGCCUGGCAUCCAUCCACAUACUACACCCGCUUCGCCUUCUGCCAUGUCAGACGCGACGACUUUCCCGGAAGACGCGAAGACCACUCGUAUCUACGCUGGGAAACUCUUCGACUCGGAAGCGCGAAUAUUGCUCCCAAACCGCCUCAUCACGAUCGCCGUAGACUCCGGCUUGAUUCUCUCUGUUGAUGUGUACAAACUCGGAGAUGUACCGUCAGAGAAAAGCGAGGAUGUGAUAGAUCUGAGCGAUACCACAGUCUUUCCUGGACUUGUUGACACUCAUGUUCAUUUCUUCCUUCACUCGUAUUCGGAGACGACGUGGGAUGAUCAAUUGACCAAGGAGAGCCUGGCUGAACGCACCGUGCGCGCAACAGUCCAUGCGAAACGCACGCUCAUGGCAGGCUUCACAUCUGUGAGAGAUCUUGGCACCGAAGGUGCUUUUGAUGCGGAUAUUGCGCUUCGCAAGUGCUUGUCUGGACCCAAUGCCCUCAUCCCCGGACCGCGAUACUUUUGCGCUAGCAAAGCUAUAAUCGCUACAGGAAGCUAUGGCCCGAAAAGCUCUCUAUACCCGAGCCAGGAUGGCAUAGAUGGUGUCACUGGCGCGGAGAUCGUCGAUGGCGAGGUCGAGUGCUUGAAGGCGGUUCGUCGACAGAUUGGUGCCGGCGCGGACUGGAUAAAGAUAUAUGCUGAUUAUAGGGUCCGGUCCCGGAUGGCAGACGUAGCCCCAGGGCUAGCCGGUACCGCAAUAACGACAUUCAAUAAGAAGGAGUUGCAGGUCAUGAUAGACGAGGCGACCUCUCGUGGAGUUAAGGUUGCAAUCCACGCCGCGGACUGGGGACGAAUCCGAGGCCUUGCGGUCAAUACCAUUGAGCAUGGCGCUGAGUCCAUACCACCCUAUCCUGAGACGGCCACUCGAUCCGAGAUCGUGGAUCUGUGGCGACGCUAUGAGCUCAGGAAUCGGCAUACCACAUGGGUGCCAACCCUUGCGGUCAUGUACAACUCAGGCGCCGCUAGAUGGGCACGAGCGUCGUCUACCUUCCGUGCCGCGCUGGAAGCAGGCUAUGAUAACAUCGCUUGCGGCGGUGAUACAGGCGCAUUCGCUCACGGCGAAAACGCACUUGAGUUGCAGCUUAUGGAGAAGCUCGGCGCACCCUGGCAGAAGGUUCUCUCCUGGGCUACACUUGGUGGCUGGAAGUCCAUACGUCCUCGAACUUGGGAGGGUCGGGAAGGCGAGAUACGUUUGGCGCGUGUGGCAUCACUAUCCGAAGACCCAAGGCAGGUGGGGGAUAACGAGGUUGCCUUUGGCAUCAUCAAGCGAGGCUUCGUGGCCGACAUCGUUGCGACCACGGGCGAUUUGGAAAAGGACUUCCCGGGUGCCGUUAGCAAGGAUAAAAUCACCUUUGUAAUGAAGGGCGGGCGAGUGUACAAGCAUGAGGGGCGACCGGUUGCCGACUACUAG